AAGUGCAUGCAAAGUAUUCCAUUCUUCGAAUAUGCCAAUUAACAAGGUGUGUUUAUUUUUCUUCCUUUCAUUCAUGCUGGUUGUUCCUGCUGAGAUGGCCUGUUGGGUUGAUUCGGGAAAUGGUAAGAAUUGCCAACAUGAAGGACACACCCUUGCCCUGAAUGAGGUGUAUGAAAACAGCUGGGGACCCAGGUGUUAUAAAUGUACCUGUAGAACGUUUGGAUUAUCUUGUUGCGAUACGGGCAGUAUUAUUCGAGGAGACCUGCCAUCGAACUGCAAAGUCAUAAAGAUAGGGUGCAACGAGGAGGCGGUAAGCAAGACAGAUGAAUCUAAGCCUUGUGACGGGCCUGUGAGUGCAGUGCUGGGUUAAUUUUUUGUAAAUAGAAAGCCUUGUAAAAUGGUAUUCAAACAUACUGGAUGCAGUAUCAAUUGUACAUACGUGUUCAACAUUACAUGGAAUAAAUUAGAAAAUCGC
Saccostrea cuccullata (small rock oyster) is the source of this 475-nucleotide messenger RNA. RefSeq lists its product as uncharacterized. NCBI's taxonomy places the organism in Eukaryota, Metazoa, Mollusca, Bivalvia, Ostreida, Ostreidae. Bases 32 to 370 code for a protein of 112 amino acids. The transcript is spliced from 3 exons. The record is from RefSeq and is a predicted model, not a curated record.